GCGAAGACAGGCAGACGCUGAUGGCAGCCGCCGAUGCGCCGGGGCGGUGCGCGAGCGCAUCCACCUUUCUCUCUCGCUUGAAGCGCGUGCUCGCCUUUGCCGCCGGAGGUGUGCUCGCGGCGCUCGCUGUGCUGACUGUCGUCAAGUUCUCCACGUACACCAAUAUCCCGCUCCUGAUCCGCGCGAUAUGGAAUCUCAUCUUUGGGUCCUUGAUCGUGAGCAUGCAGCUGCACGCGCAGUGGAUUGACCGGCUCAUCACGCGGCGGUUUGGGAUGUUGGACACCCGCGUCGGGAUCGGACUCUUUUACUUCUUUGUCGGACAGAACGGGCUGCUCGUGGCAAAGACGGACAGCCCGCUGGACGAGCCGGUGGUCGUCUUCUCUUGGGCUGUCUGCAUCGGCUGCUGGGUGGUUGGCGUCAUCGAGAUGUGUGGCCCGGCGCGAGGCUCUCAUCACGUCGCCGCAACCUCGCCCGGGGAGAUGAACACUGCGGCCGAGCGCGCGGCGCCGCUCAUCCUGAAUGCGGAGAACCUCACCAUCGCCGGCUCGGACCUCGCGCGCCAGCCCCAGGUCGCGGCUGCGGUCUGGAGCGCCACGGUCGCAGCUGCCUCUGGAGGCGGGACCGCUGGAGACGCGCUGGCGGCAGCCGACAGGCAGGAGGCGGGAGGCGGCUCAAACCCCUUCCUCCGGCCCGGCCAGCAGCAGCCCGACUAGCCUCCGGGCCGGGCGCACUAUUGUUCAUAGGCGCGCGAUGAUGGCGUGGUAUUCGUUUCGCGGCAUCGGCUCCUAGAUCGGCUCAGAUCUCCCCGCGCCCCUCUCAGCCUCUCAGCGACCGCGCCUCCGCACGCUUGACACUCGGGCCUGCCAUUGUAGACAUGAAUCAUAGGAAUGGGUAAAAAGGAGAGCACCAUGUCGAUUAA
Messenger RNA from Emiliania huxleyi CCMP1516, 919 nucleotides. RefSeq lists its product as hypothetical. Bases 21 to 713 code for a protein of 230 amino acids. NCBI's taxonomy places the organism in Eukaryota, Haptophyta, Isochrysidales, Noelaerhabdaceae. The record is from RefSeq and is a predicted model, not a curated record. The transcript has a single exon.